GCAAGACUCGCUCGCAGUCGAUCAGUCCGACAAGAAAAAUAAGUCAAUGACACUGCAUAAUGAUAGCCAAUGGCACGGUAGCAUCCGGUCUGCUAAACGAGGGAGAAUACGGAUGAGUAAGCGCACAGCUUAUCCACAGGCGCCAAGCCGUAGCCCGUCCAGCUCCGCGGCCUCAUUUCAACGCCAGAGUAGAUCUCUUUCUCUGCCCGAUUGUCGCCUGUCUCUUAUUCCUCCCUGCUUCUCGCCUCCGGACUCGCUCGGUCGCUUGGGAGAAAGCGUCGCUCCUUAUUCUUGACCUCGCCCAUCCGUCGCAAGGGCGUGCUGGGUGAUCGAUGGGAACAGCUACCGUUUGCGCAUCACCUUGGUUUGAAUCGUCAUUGACAACAUGGGGCACCCGGUCGUGGAGGGCCAGCCAGAUGCUGGGUUGAGGAGCCUGAAUCAUUAUCGAAAUCAACUCCCCCCUUGGCGAUACUGGCCUCGACAGAAGCUCCUCCCGUUGGUACGAUAUGAGACUCCCUACCUCGCCUGGUGCCAAGAGAAAAUCCGCACGCCAGCAUUGGACUCGUACUUUGCGUUCACGGCCAACCUCGGCACUCAUACGUUUUUCAUGGUCUUUUUGCCGAUCUUGUUCUGGAGCGGAUAUCCAAGCUUAGGACGCGGGAUGGUACAUUUACUGGCCUCCGGUGUCUUCUUCAGCGGUUUCAUCAAGGACCUGGUCUGCCUCCCGCGACCGUUAUCGCCCCCACUGCAGCGGAUCACCAUGUCUGGCUCCGCGGCCCUAGAAUACGGUUUCCCAUCGACUCACUCGACCAAUGCUGUGUCAGUCGCGGUUUACGCUCUUUACCUGCUGAACUCUCCCGAGACGACGCUGAGUGACGGACUCAACCUUUUCCUCCAGAGUAUAACCUAUCUGUACGUUACGUCGAUCGUCCUCGGCCGCUUGUACUGUGGUAUGCAUGGGUUCUUCGACGUUGUAAUUGGGUCAGCGCUGGGUAUUAUAUUGGCUGUAGUGCACUGCGUCUUUGAGACGGCUAUAGAACAGUACGCUCAGACUGGUAGUGGAACGCAGGUGGUGCUUGUUGUCCUCACCAUCCUGGCUCUUGUCCGCCUCCACCCGGAACCCGCAGACGACUGCCCGUGCUUCGAUGAUAGUGUUGCUUUUGCGGGUGUGAUGAUCGGGGCACAGACGGCGUAUUGGAGCUUGGCUAGAGCCAACGCUACCUGGGACACCCCCCAUCCUGCGACUCUCCCCCACUACAGAUAUGAGAAUAUAGGCUGGGCGAAGAUGGGUCUCCGUUUUGUUAUUGGAGUCGUCCUGCUUUUUGCGUGGAGGGAAGCUAUGAAGCCAACUCUGCUGCGGAUUCUCCCGCCGGUGUUUCGUGGGUUGGAGAAGCUUGGCUUGAUUCUUCCCCGUCGGUUCUUUACGAAUGCCUCGCAAUACACCACGGUCCCCGCUCAACUAAAGGACCAUGAAGUGAUGCCAAGCUUCUCCGACAUUCCUUCCAUUGUCGCCAACAUCCGCAACCCGAGACGUCGCGCCAUUUCCAUUGGACCCCAAUCUGAAGCUGACGCCUACGAGACGCUUGCCUACCGCGAGAAGCGCCGACGGGAUAGUCUUUCAAGUCCCUACCGGGGAUCCCCCGCAACAGAAGCCGUCCAGGAAGAAGACGCCUCGACGUCUGCCACAUCCGUUCCGAGAUUGUCGCGGAAACCAUCCAAACUGGAUGAGUACGAGCACAUGAUGGGCCGGGGUACGACCGCCAUCGAUGUUAGAUCUCAGUCUCCCGAGGGCACCGAGCCGUUCCCCGAGUUUGUCUCGGAUGAGCGCGACGAGGAGGAGCUGUUUGCUCAAAUUAAGCGACCGCGUGUACGAUACGAUGUAGAAGUUAUUACGAAGCUGGUUGUAUAUUCAGGGAUUGCGUGGAUUGUUAUUGACGGGGCUGGGGUGCUGUUCGAGCGGAUGGGACUCAUGCCUGCCGAAUGAGGCAGAUGCGAUGAAAUUCACGACGAGUAUGAUUCUCUGGUUCAGCAGGCUGAGCCCACCAGGGAAUGUAGAAAGGCCGGCUGUCUUGUACAUACUUUGGUUCUUGCUCACCUCUUCUGCGAUAUAAACUGUAAUUGGCAAGAUAGUCUCAAUGCAUAGACCGUGAUUCUGCUGG
Molecule: messenger RNA, 2159 nt
Organism: Aspergillus versicolor CBS 583.65
Lineage: Eukaryota; Fungi; Ascomycota; Eurotiomycetes; Eurotiales; Aspergillaceae
Product: PAP2 domain protein
Exons: 5
Coding region: 386-1984 (532 amino acids)
Cellular component (GO): endoplasmic reticulum membrane
Molecular function (GO): sphingosine-1-phosphate phosphatase activity
Source: RefSeq, a predicted model, not a curated record